GAAAGAAAAAGAAAGAGGGGGCCAUAUUUGCCUAAAUCUAGUCACGCUCACAGGAGGCAACGCGUCCACAGUCUUUCACGAAUUUCAGGUGCUUAAUCACACACACAACCUCUGCUUCCGCCCAAUCUCUCUCUCUCUCUCUCUCUCUCUCUCUCGCGUCACAAAACAAGGGAUUGGAGCUUCUGAUUCUCUUCAAUUCCCCUCGCCACGUCCCCGUUAAUUUGCUUCCACCGAUCUCCAACAAAUUCCAAGCCUAGGGUUUCUAUCUUUCUCAAGAUCUGUGCCUUUUCUUUCUCUUUUUGUUUUCCCGUUUGAUAUUGAUAUGUGUUGCCGCGAAUUGGCUUUGGAAUGCGGGACAAGAAGUGUUUUCAGGAUCUGAAGGUGGCGUUCGAUUCCUUUGGUUUUAUUUGGAUGAGAGAUUGAGUUUGCCUCGGGUUGUGGUUGGCGAUGGAUGCGGAUUUCAACGGGGAUGUGGCGUGUCUCGACGCCGAACUGUUGCAGCUCCCGGAGGUCUCUCCUCUGGCGCUUAAAUCAAACCCUGUCGUCGCCCAGAAGCUCUUUGAUCAAUGGCUUUCGCUUCCCGACACUGCUUCGUUGGUGAGAUCAUUGCUCAACAAUGCAAAGACAGGGGCUCCCUUAAAUGCUCCUGGAACAUCUUCAAGCCCAAAUGCUGCUUCAAGUAAUUCAUUGCCCUCCAUGUUUCCAGCUGGUAGCACGCCUCCACUUUCUCCUAGAAGCUCAUCUGGUUCUCCUCGGGUUGCGAAACAGCGAGUGGGCCCAUCUACUUUAGGUUCUCCUCUAAAAGUAGUGAGUGAAGCAGUAAAAGAGUUGAUACCCCAGUUCUACUUUCAAAAUGGCCGUCCGCCUCCAAAUGAACUGAAAGAAAGAUGCUUGUUUGGAACCAAUCAAUUUUUUUAUGGUCACACAGAUGGAAUACAAAUCCAUGAAUUUAAACAAGUUACAAAGGAAAUCUGCAAGCUCCCAUCAUUCUUCUCCACUGCAUUAUUCAAAAAGAUUGACAGCGAUGGUAAAGGAGUUGUCACUAGGGAUGCUUUUGUUGGUUACUGGGUGCAUGGCAACAUGUUGACAAAGGAUGUAGCAACACAGAUAUUUACUAUCCUAAAGAAGCCAGAUCUAAAAUACCUCACUCAGGAAGACUUUAAACCACUGCUCCGAGAACUUUUGGCUACUCAUCCAGGGUUGGAGUUCCUGCAGAGCACACCUGAAUUUCAAGAGAGAUAUGCUGAAACUGUAAUAUACAGAAUUUUUUACUACAUGAAUAGAUCGGGUAAUGGCCAGCUUACCUUCAGGGAGCUGAAGCGUGGAGAUCUAAUUGCUGCAAUGCAACAUGCAGAUGAAGAGGAAGACAUCAACAAAGUUUUAAGAUAUUUCUCUUAUGAACACUUCUAUGUGAUAUACUGCAAGUUUUGGGAGCUGGAUACUGAUCAUGAUUUCUUGAUUGACAAAGAGAACCUUAUUAGAUAUGGUAACCAUGCUCUUACCUACAGGAUUGUUGACAGAAUAUUUUCUGAGGUUGCAAGAAAGUUUACCAGUAAGGUUGAGGGCAAGAUGGGUUAUGAGGAUUUUGUUUACUUCAUACUUGCCGAAGAGGAUAAAUCAUCCGAGCCUAGUCUUGAGUACUGGUUCAAGUGCAUAGAUUUGGAUGGAAAUGGGAUUUUGACAAGGAAUGAGAUGCAGUUCUUUUAUGAGGAGCAGCUGCACCGUAUGGAAUGCAUGGCCCAAGAGCCUGUGCUCUUUGAGGAUAUUUUGUGCCAGAUAGUGGACAUGAUUGGACCAGAGAAUGAGAGCUAUUUUACACUUCGGGACUUGAAAGGCAGUAAACUUUCUGGAAGUGUUUUCAAUAUCCUUUUCAAUCUUAACAAGUUUAUGGCCUUUGAAACUCGUGACCCCUUUCUAAUUCGUCAGGAGCGGGAGAAUCCAAACUUGACGGAGUGGGAUCGUUUUGCCCAUAGGGAAUAUAUUAGGCUUUCAAUGGAAGAAGAUGCAGAAGAUGCCUCCAAUGGAAGUGGAGAUGUUUGGGAUGAAUCACUUGAGGCCCCCUUUUGAGUUCUAGUUGCAGAUGGAGGUGCAGCUGUGGAGAAUUAUAUUAAUCCUACCUACUGAAGGUUGGUAUGGUUGUAGUAGAUUUAGAGAGCCUUCAGCAUUGGCAGGUAGAUUAGCUAUGGCUUCUUUGGAUGUUUUGGCCCCCCAUCUAAGGUGGCUUUCUUUGCCUGAUCAGCUGGCAAGACCAUCGUAAGAGAGGGAAGUGCAGUGGUUAUUACCUUUCUUUCAUUGCCUCUGUGAUAGAGCUUCAUUGAAUGAUGUGCUACUCUGUAGAGAAGGAAUUGCCCUGGGAUGCUCAAGGUGUUGAGAAGCUGCCCUGUUAUGUGUAUUUCUGGUAUAUGUGGAGGGAGAGGCACAUGAGGAUCUUCUCUGAUAAGGGGGUUCCCAUGCACUAUUUGAUAGACAAUUCAUGUUUAUUUAUUUUUUUUCCUGGUGGAUUGUUUUCCUCUUUCUCUAGUAUCUUCUGUUGAAAUUUUGGGAUUGUAGUCUUGGUUGAGGUGUAAGGUUUCUGUGCUUUGUUAAUGUUCCUUUCACUUAAAUUUUACUUCCUGAAACACAAAAGAAUGAACAAAGAAAUAAUGCAAAAUAGAGAAAUUGUAGAUUAGUAAAUGCAGUUUGAAACUAAUAAAUGAAGUGUUACAUGGCUAACAUUGCUCAAUAAAUGACAUGUUACAUGAAUAACACGGUUAAGACAUUCAUACCAAGACGUAUGUCUACCUGGACUAGGGAAAUGUUUAUCUAAACUCAUUUGGUAAUUC
This is a messenger RNA of Diospyros lotus (date-plum), 2822 nucleotides long. RefSeq names its product serine/threonine protein phosphatase 2A regulatory subunit B''beta. The record is from RefSeq and is a predicted model, not a curated record. Gene Ontology annotation, cellular component: protein phosphatase type 2A complex. Gene Ontology annotation, biological process: protein dephosphorylation. NCBI's taxonomy places the organism in Eukaryota, Viridiplantae, Streptophyta, Magnoliopsida, Ericales, Ebenaceae. The transcript is spliced from 13 exons. Gene Ontology annotation, molecular function: calcium ion binding; protein phosphatase regulator activity. Bases 448 to 2067 code for a protein of 539 amino acids.